GUGAAUUCGUGUAUAUGCAACUUUACUAUUUUGACAAGCAAAACAUUUGUUUUCUUCAAUUGUGUUUUUUUCUAGAUAUUUCAAUAGUUUUGUAAAUGAUAAAUGAAUAAAAGUAUAGAGCAGUGUUUACGAAUUUUGUGAAAUAAAAUAAAAUAAAAUGCCGAAAUAUUAUUGCGACUAUUGUGAUACAUAUUUAACACACGAUUCACCGUCGGUGCGAAAAACACAUUGCACGGGACGAAAGCAUAGGGACAACGUAAAAUUCUAUUACCAAAAAUGGAUGGAGGAACAGGCGCAACAUUUAAUCGAUGCUACCACAGCUGCUUUUAAAGCUGGUAAGAUUACACAAAAUCCAGGUGUUGCGAUACCGCCUCCCAAUAUGGCACCACCACCGCGUCCGGGUCUUAUGCCGGGUGCGCCUGGAAUGCCGCCUAUGAUGAUGGGACCACACGGAGCUAUGCCACCACCAAUGAUGGGCAUGCGACCGCCACCAAUCAUGGGACCGAUGGGGCCAAUGAUGGGACCACCACCACCCUUAGGUGCUUUAGGUGUACGACCUCCUAUGAUGAACGGACCUCCACCAAAUAAAUAACAAAAUACUUUAAGGAAAUAUAGACAAGAAAAUACUAAUUAAACAAAUGUAUAAUUUUGUCCAAAUUUUUUGAAAUACUGAAUAAAUAAUUUAUAUUAAUUCCAA
This is a messenger RNA of Zeugodacus cucurbitae (melon fly), 697 nucleotides long. It is a transcript of the gene snRNP-U1-C, whose product is annotated as U1 small nuclear ribonucleoprotein C. Gene Ontology annotation, cellular component: U1 snRNP; nucleus. The record is from RefSeq and is a predicted model, not a curated record. The coding region runs from base 158 to 592 and encodes 144 amino acids. Gene Ontology annotation, biological process: mRNA 5'-splice site recognition; mRNA splicing, via spliceosome; spliceosomal snRNP assembly. Gene Ontology annotation, molecular function: pre-mRNA 5'-splice site binding; zinc ion binding. Lineage: Eukaryota; Metazoa; Arthropoda; Insecta; Diptera; Tephritidae. The transcript has a single exon.